Messenger RNA from Xenopus laevis (African clawed frog), 4061 nucleotides. It is a transcript of the gene smc5.S, whose product is annotated as structural maintenance of chromosomes 5 S homeolog. Gene Ontology annotation, molecular function: ATP hydrolysis activity; single-stranded DNA binding. The coding region runs from base 186 to 3443 and encodes 1085 amino acids. The record is from RefSeq and is a predicted model, not a curated record. Gene Ontology annotation, biological process: double-strand break repair; double-strand break repair via homologous recombination. Gene Ontology annotation, cellular component: chromosome, telomeric region; chromosome; Smc5-Smc6 complex. The transcript has 25 exons. NCBI's taxonomy places the organism in Eukaryota, Metazoa, Chordata, Amphibia, Anura, Pipidae.
GCACAAUUAGUUGUUUUUUAUUAACGUUUCAAUUACGUAAUAUUACGAGUAGAAAUAAUUCUCGCACAAUAAAAGCCAAUGUUGGGAAACGUUUUGCCCUCAUUAAACAUGGCCGUCAUGAGAGGACUGACGUCGGAAACAUUCCUUUGAAAUCACCGGAGAGGGAAAGCGUAGAGUUGAAAAGAAUGGAGUCUGCACCGGUGAAGAGGAAAGCUGAUGGCACGAAGUUGCUUUUAGGUCGACAAGAACAUCAUCGGAACCUUGUGGAAGGAAGCAUCGUGAGGAUCAAGAUGGAGAACUUUCUGACAUAUGACCAGUGUGAGGUGUUUCCAGGCCCAUACUUAAAUAUGAUUGUUGGUGCUAAUGGAACGGGAAAGUCUAGUAUUGUUUGUGCCAUAUGUCUUGGAUUAGCUGGCAAAACAGCAUUCAUUGGUCGUGCAGAUAAGGUUGGAUUUUAUGUGAAGCGGGGCUGCCAAAAAGGAUUUGUUGAACUAGAACUGUACAAAACAUCUGGAAAUGUGAUCAUCAAAAGGGAGAUUCAAGUUGCAAACAACCAGUCUGUGUGGUAUAUAAACCAUAAAAGUGCAACACUGAAAACUGUUGAGGAGCAUGUAGCCGCUCUAAACAUCCAAGUUGGAAACCUUUGUCAAUUCCUGCCACAGGACAAAGUUGGGGAAUUUGCUAAGUUGUCUAAAAUUGAACUUCUAGAAGCAACUGAAAAAUCAGUUGGCACUCCAGAAAUGUACAAGUUCCACUGUGAAUUGAAGAACUGUAGGGAGAAAGAAAAGGAACUUGAGGGUGCUUGCAAAAGUAAAGCUGAGUUUUUGGAAAAAUUGAACCAAAGAAACGAACGGUACAAACAAGAUGUUGAGAGGUACUACCAGCAAAAGCGCCACCAAGAUAAAAUUGACAUGUUGGAAAGGAAGAGACCCUGGGUGGAAUAUGAAAAUGUGCGUCAGCAGUAUGAAGAUGUAAAAAAAAGUUGUGGUAAUUUCAAGGAUGAGCUAAAGAAGUUACAAGGAUUACAAGCUCCACUCAAUCAAAAAAUCCAGCAAAUUGAAAAGAGGCAGAGAAUCAUUGAUGAAAAGAUUAAAGAUAAAGCAAUUGAGAUAAAAGAAACCUCUAAGAAUUGUAAGCAGAAACAGGAUGAGCUGGAACAAAAAGAUAAGCAGAUUGAGGAAGUCCAGCAGUCACUAAGAGUGAAAAGAGAUGCGGAGCAGGAGAGACAAAAGAAGAUUGGCAACAUACGUAAAAUGAUCGAAGAUUGGGAGAAAGAGCUCAGUGCUAUGACAAACCAAGAAAACAUUCAGCCAGAAAUGGAUUCUAUUAACACCGACUUUCGACGCAUCCAGGAUGAUAAAGCAAAUAUUGAAAGUGAAAUGACUGACCUGAGAAUGGAGAAGGAUAAUCUGGAGAGAGAAAAAAAAGAAAAGGCUAAUAGAAUUAAGCAGUUUGACAAUUUAAUGAAUCUCAAAGAAGAAAAACUGAAGAGAAUGUAUUCUGAUACUUAUAAUGCUGUUGUGUGGUUAAAAGAAAAUAAAGAUCGAUUUAAGAACCGUGUUUGCCAACCAAUGAUGCUGGAAAUUAACAUGAAAGACCAACGCCAUGCAAAAUAUGUUGAAAAUCAUAUUCCCAUGAAUGAUAUGAAGGCUUUUGUUUUUGAAAGCCAAGAAGAUAUGCAAGUGUUUCUAAAAGAAGUGCGUGAUAAGCAAAAUCUGAGAGUAAACACUGUAUGUGCGCCCCAAGAACCAUAUGCAGAGCAAAGGCCUAAAAGACCUAUCACUGAUCUUAAGCAGUAUGGAUUUUUUUCUUACCUUAGGGAAUUAUUUGAUGCUCCUUAUCCAGUGAUGAAUUACUUAUGCUACCAGUAUAAAGUGCAUGAGGUACCUGUUGGAACAGAGCAAACUAGAUCUAUGAUUGAAAAAGUAAUUAAAGAAACUGACCUUCGACAAAUGUACACAGCAGAGGAAAAGUAUGUCACAAAAAAAUCUGUUUAUAGCCAGAAACUUAUUUCAAGUAAUGUGUCCUUAAAAGGGGCUCAGUUCUUAACUGUCACCGUUGAUGCAGAAGAAAGGCAGCAGGUGGUAGAUCAGCUAAAGGAGAUUGAAAGAAAAUGUUCCACUAUAGAAACUUCAAUGGAGCAGUUGGCUGAGAGACAAAGGUCUUUGGACCGAAGAGAUAAUGAAUUGAGAUUGAGGAAGAAAACAAUUUUGGAAAUGAAAACCAAAAAAAGACAACUGGAACAAAAAAUUUCUACAAAAUAUGACAGCUUGAAUCGAUUGGAACAAGAUAACUUAAAUUUAGAGGAAGUUCAACAACAAGCUAAUAACAGGAUAAAAAAUCUCAAUGUACAGAAAGCAAAGCUUGUAAAAGAUCUUCUGGAGUUAAUGAAGAAAUGUACAUCACUAAGUAUAGAAAAAGUGGAGUUGGCCCUCCAAAGCACUGCUAUAUCAUCUGAGAAGAACAAAAUUGAGUCUGAUUACAAGAGUGCCACAUCACAGUUAAGGGAAUUAAAGAACCAAUAUGACGGUAUUGAGGCCAAGAAGCUUCAUUUACUUGAAAACUGUAAAGGACUCUUGAGAAAAGCAAGGCAGGCUUGUAACCUAGGACCAAAUCAAGCUGUGCCUCAAGAUUUUCAGACUACUUCCAGAUUGGAGUACUCACAUUUAUUAGACAUUCUUGAUCGAAUUGUGAAUAAUGACAGUCAGGCCUUCCAAUCGCUCCCCGAGUCAUUGGACGAGAUAGAUGCUAUGCUAAAUGAAGAAAGAUCUAGAGCAUCAUGCUUCACAGGCUUAACUGCUUCAGUUGUAGAUGAUUACAACAAACGAACAAAAGAAAUCCAAGAAGUGACUGAGGAACUUAACAGAAAAAAACUCGAGCUGGAGGAUUACAGGAAGAACAUUUCACAGGUGAAGGAAAAGUGGCUCAACCCUUUAAAACAACUAAUAGAAAAAAUUAAUGACCAAUUCAGCAGUUUCUUUAGUUCAAUGCAAUGUGUUGGUGAGGUGGAUCUCCACACAGAAAAAGAGGAAGAGUACGAUAAGUAUGGAAUCCGAAUUCGUGUGAAGUUCCGAAGUAGCACACAGCUGCAUGAACUGACUCCACAUCAUCAGAGUGGAGGAGAACGUAGUGUUUCUACAAUGCUUUAUCUUAUGGCUCUUCAGGAGCUUAACAGAUGCCCUUUCAGGGUUGUAGAUGAAAUAAAUCAGGGAAUGGACCCAGUAAAUGAAAGACGAGUUUUUGAAAUGGUUGUUAAGACAGCUUGCAAAGAAAACACUUCUCAGUAUUUCUUCAUUACACCAAAGCUGCUCCAGAAUCUUACCUAUGCAGAAAAAAUGACUGUGUUGUUUGUUUACAAUGGCCCAUUCAUGCUGGAACCCACAAAAUGGAAUUUGAAAGCAUUCCAUAGAAGACGAAGAAGAGUUGCAGCUGUGGAUCAAUAAGUGCUGUUUUCUUUUGAAGCAUAAAAUGGCUUUGUGUCAAACAUGCAUCUUGCAAAUCCUCCUAACAUUCCUUCUAUGGCUCUUCUAGUUAAAAUGUUAUUGCAUCUGCCAUAAUAAUUUCUUGCAGCACAUUUAAAAUAUAUAGUUUUGUGAGCAUUUCUUUAGUUCUAAAAGAGUGGUUUCCAUACUGUGGGAGCCUGCCUUGAUGGGAAUCUGGGGCAGGGGGCCCAGUCCAAAGGAGUAUAUCUGUUUGAUCCUUUAAAUACUCUUAAAAGCUUAGCAUAAAGUUCAACGAUUUUUGGGUGUAUAUAUUGUUGGAACUAUAUAGCACUUUUCAUAUAUGUGUAAAUUAAACCUGAAAAAAAGGUUUGACCUACAACAUGGGCUUGAACAGAAAGUCUGGCAACUACAGUUCUAAAAUAAAGCUAUUUUUCUCAACUUUUUGCUUCUUGCAAGAAUAAGAUACAUUUUUCCCUUUUGUGUAGGUGGGCUACAUUGUUUUAUUUCAUUGUAUAAUUUGGAGAAAUGUAGCUUUCAGCUUGAUUUGUCUUACAAUUUUCAAAAUUUAAAUGUGCUAUUUUUUAUUUGCAGAUAUUAAAACUGUGGAAUUGCAGUUGA